AUGCGAUCUUCUGGUGCUGGGGGUGCAAAUGUAAAUGCAAAUUCUACAGCUGUCAGAUUAACACACAUUCCAACGGGUUUAAUUUUCAAUUUAAAAAUUAGAAAAAAAUUUAAUUUUGAAGGUAUUAGUGUAAAGGCUCAGGAUGAACGGUAUUUACAAGUUAAUGAAAAGAUAGCCCAUAAAAGAUUAUCCGCAAUUCUGUUAAAACGCCAAAUUGACCAAAUUAAUAGUAAAUAUUCUGGAACUAGAAAAUUACAAGUUGGGUCUUCAGAACGCUCAGAAAAAAUUCGGACAUUUAAUUAUAAAGAUAAUCGAGUUGUUGACCACAGAUUAAAGCAUUCAAUAAGCGGUGUUCAUGAAUUUUUAGAAGGUGGAGAAAAACUGGAAGAAAUGGUGGAAAUGUUGAUGGAAAUGGCUUUGGAAGAGGAACUAGAAGAAGAGGAAAAUGAACAAAAAAUGAAUAGGUUUAUUUAG
This is a messenger RNA of Meloidogyne enterolobii, 474 nucleotides long. Lineage: Eukaryota; Metazoa; Nematoda; Chromadorea; Rhabditida; Meloidogynidae. The record is from the annotation of a GenBank genome assembly.